Messenger RNA from Bacillus rossius redtenbacheri, 1813 nucleotides. RefSeq names its product cyclin-dependent kinase 20. The record is from RefSeq and is a predicted model, not a curated record. The transcript is spliced from 5 exons. Gene Ontology annotation, biological process: protein phosphorylation. Gene Ontology annotation, molecular function: ATP binding; protein serine/threonine kinase activity. The coding region runs from base 136 to 1149 and encodes 337 amino acids. Gene Ontology annotation, cellular component: nucleus. NCBI's taxonomy places the organism in Eukaryota, Metazoa, Arthropoda, Insecta, Phasmatodea, Bacillidae.
GAACACAAACUCGGAUAGUAAACCGUUUUGAUAUGUGUUGUUUUUGCUGGAGCACAACAAAAACCUUUAAAAAUUAUGUUGCAUAUUCCUGUAGAUUGUGACCAACGAGCAUUAUUGUGACUAGCCGGUAAAAUAAUGGAGAUGUUUAAAGUAAUGGGAAAGAUAGGUGAAGGAGCACAUGGGUUGGUGCUGCGGGGCCGCCACAUCGUCUCCGGUCACGAUGUAGCCUUGAAGAAAGUUACUUUCAAGAAGUUUGAAGAUGGCAUCCCAAACAGCGUAUUAAGGGAAAUCAAAGCUCUUCGUGAACUUGACUCAGACUAUAUUGUGCAGUUGCUGGAUGCUUUCCCCCAAGGACUCGGGUUCGUGCUGGUGUUUGAAUACAUGCCUUCUGGCUUGUGGGAAAUGCUGAAUGAUGCUGCAAACCCUCUGAGCAUACCUCAAGUCAAAACCUACAUGAGGAUGCUGCUGCGUGGUGUGGCUUACCUCCACAGUUGUUCCAUCAUGCACAGGGACUUGAAACCAGCUAAUCUUCUGGUGAGCAGAGAUGGUGUUUUGAAGAUCGCAGACCUCGGACUGGCGAGGAUAUUCUGGAGCGAGACGCGCCCUUACUCCCACCAGGUGGCUACGCGGUGGUACAGGGCCCCGGAGCUGCUUUAUGGUGCACGCCACUAUACGCACGCCGUCGACCUGUGGGCAGUGGGCUGCAUAUUGGCAGAGAUGCACAACCGACACCCUCUCUUCCCAGGUGAGACGGACAUCGAGCAGCUGGCCAUCGUGGUGCGCACCCUGGGAACCCCGACCGAGGAGUCCUGGCCGGGGCUCACCAAGCUUCCGGACUACAACAAGAUAACAUUCCCGCACUCGCCCGGCUUGUCGUGGAGGAAGAUGCUGCCCGGCGCCUGCCCCGAGGUGGUCGGUCUUGUGAGGAGAUUCCUGUUGUACCCCGCCGGUCACAGGUUGCCUGCUGAGAAGGCGCUGGUUCACCCAUAUUUCUUCACAGAGCCACUGCCCUGCCUGGUGUCUGCGAUGCCGAAGCCAGAGGAUGGCCACAGACAGAGGUUCAAGAGAACUGAAUAUAAUGUAGACAUGCCUGCCGACCAAAUGUUCCAGGCGUUGAACAGCCUGCUGGCUGCACCGACAGAUAAUUAGUGGUUACGUGUGAGAGGAAAUACCAACUGUGAUUCAUGUAAGACUCAGUGUACUUCUGACCAAUAUGUUCCUAUGAACAUGCAUUUCCGAAGGGGAAAAGAGUGACAGAUAGCUUACUUGCACUUCUAUGUUCAGUGUUUUUUGAACUUUGUACCUGAAAUUUUAAAAAUAAAUUUAAUACUCUAUUAAUAUUAUGUACAUAAAUUAUAGUUAUGUUUAUGUGCAGUGUUGCUAAUUUAUUAUGUUACCUAAAUAAUGGUCAUUUCUGUAUGAAAAAGAAAUGGCUUGUUUCUUUAUUUAGAGUAUUUAUUUUCUGUUUAUGUCCUCUCUUAUGUGCAUGUUUGAUUAAAAUUUUGCAUAAAAAGUAUUGUUGUUUAAUGUACAAGUAUUACCCUUCGGGCACUUUCUGUGCUCUGCUUUUGUACACCCCGGCAUUUUUUUUGGUAAAAGAAUGUGCACACUUUCUCAUGCACCUUGACUAAUGGCAAACUUGUGUUGAGUGAAUAGUAGCUAAUUAUCCAAGUGACUUAAUACCUGUACAAGGACUUGUAUACUACAACUUGAAACUUCUGGGAACGUACAUUGUUCCGACCUUGGCUUAGUGUGCACAAUGUUGUGUUUCCACGUGUGACAACUUGGAGCGCUAAGUAAAGUUUUUUUAUUG